AUGCGAUCGUUACGCCGGAUUCUCUCGCCUAGUUCUGACAUCGAGGAGAGGCAUGCUAGAGGUCGUAACGACGGGGCCAAGUCGCCAAAUCGGGUGUCCUCGUUUCUAAACAGCUUCCGAAAGACGCCUAGUCCGGGACUUUCUGGCGACCACGCGACUCAUAGAGGUCUUUCUAGAAGGUCCACCCUCAAAUCGCACGAAGAUCAUGAGGUUAGUGAAGAGGCUCCUAUAAAGACCCCUGUGCCGGUUGCGCUUAACCGGCUGAGUCUGGCUGCUGGAUCAGAUGACGAUAAUGAGGCCGAAGAAAGUCACCAAACAAACAACGAUUCGGUAUCUGAUGGCGAUCCAGAGAAUUAUGACGCGCUCCAAGGAGACGCUGAUCUUUCCAAAACAAUGAGCCGUCAAUAUGCUUCCUCUCUAAUCGGAGGUUCGUCCGUGGUGCACGUGGAUGAUGAAGCCAUAGAGUCUGACGAGGAAACGGAAAUACCGACUGAAUUGAAGAAAGUAGAGUCUCUGAAAGCACCCGAAAAUGCUGAGGAACACAAAAUUUUCUCGUUUGCCAUGCCCUUUGGUGGAAACCUCUCUUCUGGUAUACAGCUUCCGAGCCUGAGGUUCCCAUUUUCGGAUAGUAAUGAUGACGAUAACGCGCUCAAAGAUGUGAUCAAGGAUAAACUGAGACGCCAGGAGUCUAUCUCGAGUUUUGAGGAGAAGUUUCUGUUCAAGGAGGUGAAAUUCGGCACGGACCCAUCACGGUUUGAUGCUAUCAAAAGGGCAGUGCUACCGGUGUCGUUGAGGCAUGAAAUUAAACACUUUUUGUCUGAUACAGAACGGCCCAGAUAUGAGACAGUAUUUGACGAGAUUGCUGGUGAUGUGUUGAUCUUGGGUGGUUACAGAGGAAGCAUUCUGCGUGACAAUUUCACGAAACGCAGGGUGUGGGUUCCCGUGGUCAAGGCUGGGCUGAAUCUGAAGAAGAUUAAUCUUCUGGUAGGUCCUAGUGAUGAAGAUGAGCUCAGAGCUCACGAGACUGUAUAUGCUGAUGGUAUUCUUUCUCAUGUGGGACCCAUUGACAUAUCCAGAAGACUCAUGAAAAAGCUUGACAACGGUAAGGUCACACUCCAUGACUUUGGCUAUGACUGGAGAUUGUCAUGUGACUUGAAUGGAGAGAAACUGUACAAGACGUUGAAGAAUAUCAACAGAAAAAAUGGUAAUAAGGGCGUGUUGGUAAUUGGGCAUUCCAUGGGGGGAUUGGUAGCCCAUUAUGCCAUGCAGAAAGACCCAACGUUAAUCAGAGGUCUGGUCUAUGUGGGUGUUCCUUUUGAGUGUCCAAACGUCUUAGGGCCCAUUAGAUGGGGCGAUAACGUGCUGUUUUCCACAAAAGUUCUCACUGCUGAGGCCAACUUUUUUUUCAGAUCAAGUUUUGUGUUCCUGCCUGAAGAUGGUCGAAUCUUCACAGAUAAAGCAACUGGCAAAAGAAUUGACCUCGAUUUCUACGACCCAGAUGUCUGGGUUGAAUAUAACUUAUCGCCGUUGGUUUCUCAAAAGAGAAAGGACGCAAUGGUCAAACGAAAGUCAGGGGAGGAGAGUGCUCAAUCUCACUCCACGAAAAGUACGCUCGUCAGAGGUUUGACAUCGCCUAUUCAACCUUCCUUUGAAAAGGUCAAAUCUCUGGAGAUCAUCAACUCCAUACCAUUGGUCCACGGCAUGAAUUCGAACUCGAACUCCAACGAUACAGUCUUACCUGACGUUGACGAGAAUUUCCAUGCGACAUUUGAGGAGUCCUACGACUACCUUAGCAGAACUCUUGAGAGAACGAGAAAGUUUCAUCAGUUUCUCAAACACGACUCCUCCAAGAAAUACCCUCCGCUUGCGUUGGUGUACAGUUAUAGCGUUCCAUCAGUGCGCGAAUCGUUGGUAGAUGGGGUGAAACGAUUGAAAGAAGGAGAUUUCUUCCAUUUCGCCUAUGGUCCUGGUGAUGGUGUUAUUCAUCAGAAGUGGCUCAUGCCGGAGCCAUAUGGCUUUUCGUUGGUGGGAAAGCAUUCAUCUACCUAUGGUCAUGUGAGUCUCAUGAGUGAUCUGAAAGCCAUGGGACAAGCCUUGAUAUCGAUUGUUGAUGCUGAGAAAAAUUGA
Kuraishia capsulata CBS 1993 is the source of this 2127-nucleotide messenger RNA. RefSeq lists its product as uncharacterized. The record is from RefSeq and is a predicted model, not a curated record. The coding region runs from base 1 to 2127 and encodes 708 amino acids. Gene Ontology annotation, molecular function: triacylglycerol lipase activity. NCBI's taxonomy places the organism in Eukaryota, Fungi, Ascomycota, Pichiomycetes, Pichiales, Pichiaceae. The transcript has a single exon. Gene Ontology annotation, biological process: lipid metabolic process.